GCGUACACCAACACGAGUCGGCGAGACACUGGCCGCGCGCCCGUCCUACUCCUUCGCCGAUAAAGUUUACUUUUUAAAAGUUAUUAUUUUUUAUCUAUGCACAAUGGCGCGUAAACCUGUGUUAUUCGGAUGACAUAAAAGUAUUUUCCCGCCAAUUUUCCUCCAAACUUCAGUGGCAAUUUCUUGUGAAACUUUGACGGUGUUUUAUCAAUUAUUUCGUGUUGAUCCCAAAUUGAGUCGUUAAUUUCUUCGCAGUUCGGAAGUUUGUGAACAAAGUGUACAUUGGUGUAAUAAUGAAUGAACUUGACACGGUGUGAAAUUAUGUCGUAUCUCAAACAAGAAUUCAAAACUUUUUGAACAAGAAGCAACUCCGCGGCAUAUUGAGGUGUCGCCCAUGCCACCAUGUUGGACGAGCUGGGUCCGACGGCGGCGUCCAACCUCUCCACCGCGAACAACGAACACCACUACUACGUCACGUUCUACGAUGAGGUCGCCGAUAGGUACCUCAAUAACAGCCAGAAUAGCACGCAGGGCUACCAAUCCUUCAUCCUGCCAUGGUGGAGGCAGGUGUUGUGGACGGUGCUCUUCGCCGGCAUGGUGGUGGUGGCCACCGUGGGAAACCUCGUCGUCAUUUGGAUAGUGCUGGCCAAUAAACGGAUGAGGAGUGUCACCAAUUAUUUCUUGGUGAACCUGUCGGUGGCAGACGCGAUGGUGUCGACCUUGAACGUGACCUUCAACUUCACCUACAUGCUCAACUCCGACUGGCCCUUCGGCCACUUCUACUGCAAGUUCUGCCAGUUCAUAGCGGUGCUCAGCAUAUCGGCUUCGGUGUUCACACUCAUGGCUAUUAGUAUAGACAGGUACGUGGCCAUAAUGAGCCCACUAAGACCACGGUUGGGCAAGCGGGCCACUCUUGGGAUUGCUGCCGCCAUCUGGGCAGGCUCGUCUGUGAUCAGCAGUCCGAACCUAAUCUACUUCACCACAGACACGGACGUGUUACCCGACGGCAGUGCGAGGCGCGUGUGCUUCGGAGAGUGGCCGGACGGUAUCACCACUAGGUCCAACCUCGAAUAUGUGUACAACGUCGCGUUCAUGGUGUUAACAUACUUCCUGCCGAUCAUGUCGAUGUCAUACACCUAUUCCCGUGUGGGCCUGGAGCUAUGGGGCUCACAGUCCAUAGGUGAAUGCACGCAAAGGCAGCUGGACAACGUGAAGAGCAAACGGAGGGUAGUGAAGAUGAUGAUUGUGGUCGUGGUGAUAUUCGCGGUGUGCUGGCUGCCGUUCCACGUGUACUUCCUCGUGACGUCAUACUACCCGGACAUAGUGAACUACGCGCAUAUCCAGGAGAUAUACCUGGCCAUCUACUGGUUAGCGAUGAGCAACUCCAUGUACAACCCCAUCAUCUACUGUUGGAUGAAUUCCAAAUUCCGGCGUGGCUUCAAGCAGUUCUUCUGGUGCUGCGGUGCGUUCAGCGGCGGCGGGCUGAGCCGGCAUCGGCCGUUCGGCGCCGACCGCCUGGACCGCUCCAUGCGCUCACUGUCGCCGAGCCGGAAGAACGGUACGAGUACGAUCCGCAUCUCGAUGCACAGCACGUACAACAACACGCUGGUCAGCAGCGCCUGACAGCGGCGCGGCGGCGCGCCCGAACACGCGCCCGACGCGCACCCGCACGUGGAACGCACGUGGAUCUGACGCGCGACCC
Messenger RNA from Ostrinia furnacalis (Asian corn borer), 1702 nucleotides. It is a transcript of the gene NGR-A24, whose product is annotated as neuropeptide receptor A24. The record is from RefSeq and is a predicted model, not a curated record. The transcript is spliced from 10 exons. Gene Ontology annotation, cellular component: plasma membrane. NCBI's taxonomy places the organism in Eukaryota, Metazoa, Arthropoda, Insecta, Lepidoptera, Crambidae. Gene Ontology annotation, molecular function: tachykinin receptor activity. Gene Ontology annotation, biological process: G protein-coupled receptor signaling pathway. Bases 403 to 1623 code for a protein of 406 amino acids.